This is a messenger RNA of Rotaria socialis, 1752 nucleotides long. The record is from the annotation of a GenBank genome assembly. NCBI's taxonomy places the organism in Eukaryota, Metazoa, Rotifera, Eurotatoria, Philodinida, Philodinidae.
AUGAGUUUAGAAUUGCUACCCAAUGAAAUCUUACUUGAUGUUUUUGAUUACUUGAAUGGCAUUGAUCUUCUGCGUACAUUUUAUGGGCUCACAUCUCGUUUUAAUAUCCUUCUUCAUGAACGGUUUCAAAAUUGUUCUAUCGAAUUGAAUUCAGUGUCAAAGCGUGAUUUCGAUAGGAUAUGUCAACAACAUCUACCAGCCAUGUCCGAUUAUAUUGUUGCUCUUAAUAUUUCUGACAGUGAAGAAACUCCAGCACAAAUAAAACAAUUUCUUCAAUAUGUUCCAUCAUUCAAUGGAUUCACUCGACUUCAAUCUCUUUCAUUAUUUAAUCUUCGUUCAUAUCAUACACUAAGAAAAAUCAUUGAACAAUGUUAUAAUCUUGGUAAUUUGACUCAUUUAAACUUUUUCUCUUGCUAUUUACAAGAGAGUCAAGUUGACUUUCAAUUAAUCGUUAAUCAUAUUUGGAGUUUAUCCAAACUAAUUUAUUGUUCGUUUGGUAUUGGAAUCAAAGGUCAGUGUUUGUUUGGUAUACCAACAAAAAUUUCAUUGUCUCUCGAAUAUUUAUCUAUCGACAAGAAUCAAUUGAAAUUAAAUCAAAUCGAUCGAUUAAUUGAGCAUACACCUAAUCUUAAAUGCCUUUCGAUAUCUGUACCAUCGUUUGUCGAUAAUCAUUAUGUAUCAUCUCCUCUUCCAAAUCUGGUAGAUUUAAAUAUAAAUUCUUUGUUUCCAUGCAAUGCUUCGAAGAUGGAUAUUCUCUUGAAAAAUACACCAAACUUACGUCGUUUGACGGUCCUUUUAUCAUCUGAACUCAUCCAUGGUAAUCUAUGGGAAGAAAUCAUUCGUAAAUAUUUACCAAUGCUUCAAUUUUUUCGACUUAAAAUGAAAGUUAUGCUGCCACUGGGACAACAUAUGCAAGAGCGAGCUGAUGAUUUGAUCGAUUCAUUUCAAAGUUCAUUCUGGAUUGAUGAGCAUCAAUGGUUCGUGCGAUGUCUUACAUGGAAUAGAACGAUUUAUGUGUAUACUGUUCCGAAUCAAUACGAAGACAAUCUCCCCGUCUCAUUUAGAUCAACCUAUCCUUUCGACAGCCAACAAGAUUUUUAUCAAAGUAUAACUCAAAUCAUAUCUCCGACAUUAUUUGAUCAGCCCAUUCCAUCACGUAUAUGUUUGCCUAAAAUUAAUUAUCUAUGUAUAAAUCUUCCCAUAAAUGAUUCAUUCUGGUCUAUUGCUCCAAUUUUGAACCAAUUGAAAUCACUUAAAAUACUAAUGCAUACGAAUGCAUUCCAAUCUCAGGUACAAGAAUUACUUAAUCGAGCUCCUCGUCUAAUAAAACUAAGUAUUAAUCAGUACGAAUCAAUAUCAUUGCAAACAGCAUUGUUCAAAUAUACAAAUCUAUCGGUUUGUGAACUCGAUUUACGAAACAUUAACCAUCAUUUCAACGAAGAAGACUGUAUUCGAUUGAGUCGAUCGCCAUUAGGUGUUCAAUGUGAGACACUAUCUAUUUUGGUUCAUAAUCGUGACAGCAUUAUUUCUCUCGUCGAAAAUAUGCACAAAUUACGAGCAUUAAAUAUUCGAUGUAGAGAUGAAACGUAUGUUGAAUCAACAGUAUCAAUGGAAGAAAGCAGUGCAGAAUACUAUAAUGAUGAUGAAGAAAAUAAAGAUGACUGCAUACUAUGGUUAAAAACUCGUUUAUCAUCCACUUGUGUCAUCGUUAGAGAUCCAAAACUUACAUGUAAUCUUCUAAUCUGGAUCUAA